GGUCACCCAUUUUAACAUGAAACUCGCCUCGGUUGACGUCACUGAGCCAUCUUUGUACAGCUAAUCCAAAGUGUUUGUUAUACCUUCAUUACGGCUCAGUCUCUCGUCGCUUACUCGAAACAAAUUGCUGGUGCUGUCACAUACGGAGAGGAAAGGGAGUAUUGGACUAGCUUGGUGGACAGAUCUCGACGGUGGAGUCGAAGCAGUGCCCCUCCUCGGCUAUAUAGGCAGGGAAACGCCAGGCUAAGCAUCCAAAGGGUGCCAGAGGCUAGAGAGGAGCGCAGAAGGCAAUCCACAUCCAUCUGCCAGCCACUUAGCACACGCUAACACUUCCAGCCAGGAUUUCAGCACAGCUGUCUCGCCAACACUACCGCAAAAAAUGUCUGCCCCAGCUGGAGCCCCUGCACCAGAGGGAGGGAGUCAGGCUCCCCCGAACCUCACCAGCAACCGCCGUCUGCAGCAGACACAGGCACAGGUGGACGAGGUGGUGGACAUUAUGCGCGUAAAUGUGGAUAAGGUUCUGGAGCGUGAUCAGAAGCUGUCCGAACUUGACGACAGGGCUGACGCUCUGCAGGCUGGAGCCUCUCAGUUUGAGACCAGCGCUGCCAAACUGAAGAACAAGUACUGGUGGAAGAACGCUAAGAUGAUGAUUAUCCUGGGUGUGAUAUGCGUGAUUGUGCUCAUUGUCAUUAUUGUGUACUUCAGCACCUAAGAAGAGUCACUUCCUACCCCAGUCGAAUUCCAACGUCCUUGCUUCAGAAGAGACCCUGAAAUUCAUGACAAAAGGAAUCCAGAUAAUGAGUUAUUGUAUCUUCCCCGAUUGGCUUCACCCCUAAACCCUUCAGGGCCAUAUGGCUCAAUCAUUUCCACCACCUCGCCUCUGGUACCCCUGUCAAAUCUUUGCGUGUUCCGGGUCCUCUCGGCUUCUCUAACCCGCCAUGACGAGAGCCUUGUGAUGAUGCAACAACCGAAAAGGAAACAAUGAUUGGCACUGAUAAUUGUUACAUGACUGAUCAAUCUCUAGUCAUUUGUAGAGUUUUAUUCUGAUAUGUACUGUUUUCUAGGUGUGUGUGUGUGCGAGUGUGUGCAUUUUGUAUUUUUUCAUUUUUGUAUUAAGUUUCUGUAUGCUUCAGCGUCGACUACUGCCUAAUACUCCCAAGUAUGUAUCCUGCAUGUUCUACUCAGCUUACUCUCAUUUUUUUCCGCUGUAUUUCUGCACAGUGGCGACAAUCGCAGUAAGGCCCAAAACUGAUUAUGUUGGAUAUUUGCAGUCACACUCUCCAGGUUGAGUCCAUUCGGGUCUAAGUUAUUACUCAACACAAAGUAAUGCAUGAAUUGGUCAGGCUGUCCCUUUCUAGUUAUCCCCAAUCUGGCUCUUGACAGUUUUUGUUUUUUUUCUCUCCCCCUUCCAACAUUUCUCAUUUAAUAUCUGUCUUCAGCUCUCCGGCCGUCUCCCUUGUGUUUUGCAGCAUGCUUGAAUGCCCAAUCGUUUUAAAACUGCCAUAGUACCGUUGGACCAAUGUCUGUAGAUGUUGUUGUUGUUUUUUUGAUUACGUAGUGUCUUAUUUCGAAAACAUUCCUUCGUUGCAGUCUGGUGCAAAUGCUCUUACUGUAGCACACGUAAUUGUAAGUAUAUUUCAAUUGCGCGAUGAAACUGAAAGCCGAAGUCUGCAAGAAAAAAAUGGUUUCAAGGUAAAUUUGGCGGGAGGCUGGAUUUGGAUGUCAUCUUGUGCUAGGCUAUUGUGUGGCUAUUAACUGGGCUUUCAGUGGCACUAAAUUAAUAUCCUCACUUGCAAACUGUCAUUGGCCUGUUAAAAAGCCUUCAUAUCGACUUUCAGUAGGUUUAAAAAAACAAAACGUGCGCAGUUAAGAAUGCACUAAACAAGCUUGUUUUUGAUGGCGCUGUCACGCUGCGUGCAGCCACACCUCCAUAUGAAGAGCACAUGAAACAGUUCAGCCUUAAUUGCAUUUUAAAAAAAGGCCCAACAAUUUACAAUCCAAGAUUUAUUGAAAAAAAUCCAAAGCAUUCCUCGGCAGUGUUCUAAGUGGUUCUCCCUAUAGGUAUGCAUGAUUACAUGUAAUAGAUUCUAUUUUUAUUAUAGUGUAUUUUUGUGCGAGACAGACCGGUGGUGUGUGUGUUUCCGUUUUUAUAAUUCAGAUGUGUGCAUUAUACACUGCCAAGCAACAAGCAGCUGAGUGGGGAGCUUCUCUUGUUCAUUGCAGUUGACAGUCAUGGCACCCUUUCGUGUACAAUUGUAAAACUGUUUGCUCAUGUGCUUUUGGGCUUGUGCAUAUGGACCCUUUGGCGACUUGAGAAGUAACAGAGCAAUAGGUGCACUUGCUGUCAUUUUAGCCCACUAGGUCCAGAUCAACGAGCUUUAGCAUUAGCUUUCAGUCUCAGUCCUAACCUGCAAUAGUUCCAAUUAAGUGUAUUAAUUAAGUGUACUUAGUAGCCUCUGGAUUUUUAUGUUAGCAACCAGCUAGGUAGAUCAACCACCUUGACUGAUUCCGACAAGUAGUGUGUGUGUGUGUGUGUGUGUGUGUGAGCGUUUGCAGGUGCAUUAUUGUGGUGUGUGUUAGAAUAGCUCUACCCCAGGAAUAUCCCCAGUUUAUCCUGACAGAUUAGGCCGCUUAAAUCUCUUGAGUGAAGGCACGUUUGUUUCCUUGCCCACUGUAGUACAUCAGGAUAGAGGUGACAGAUGUGAACGGCCCUACACUUAACCCACAGGCAGAGCUAGAAGGGGGGCUGCGGGCAAUACUGAAAUAUGCCUGAACCCCUCAGGUGCCAGGCCAGAUGAUUUGUGUUUGUUUUGCGGACCCCCUGACAUGUCCUUGACCCCCCAAGGAAAAAAAAUCCUAGCUCAGCCAGUGACCACACCAUGUCAGUGUACCUACGACCUAAAGAGCAGCUUACCAAAGACUUGACGUCUGGGCUUCUGCUGACGAUUGCCAUCAAAAACAAGUAGAGAGGAGCAGGUUACCCCAAACCAUCCGAUACUUUGGGGGGGGGGAAAAGCCGAAUCUUGCCAUCUGUAAUUACAAGACCUUCAGUGAGGCAAGUAGUUGUACCUUAUGCAAGUGAAACCCAAAUUGACGGACCGCAUGCAUCUAUUCUCCCGCAUCUUGUGUGUUUAAGUCGAAUGACUCAAUUGUUAAGCGUUCUUUAGACACAGGAUCUUUUAACAAGUAAUAGCACAACCUUGUUUUUCAUUUCUGCCUACUUUCAUAGUACAACUAACUCCAAUUAUUGGACAAAAAUCCACAUGAAGUGUUGUAAUAUGAACGUGUUUUGAGGGGGGCCUAUUUUGUUUUAUCAAGAUGUACAGUAAAAAGGGGACAAACAAAUGAAUUAAAAUGUGGCUCUUUUAGCCAUCCCGCUGAGGUGACAUGACACGACUGAUUGGGGUAGGACACGUGUCAUUCCAUAAAUCCUGCUGUCGUCCUGUGAUUACUCAACCAAUUUGAU
Molecule: messenger RNA, 3466 nt
Organism: Syngnathus acus (greater pipefish)
Lineage: Eukaryota; Metazoa; Chordata; Actinopteri; Syngnathiformes; Syngnathidae
Gene: vamp2
Product: vesicle-associated membrane protein 2
Exons: 5
Coding region: 380-712 (110 amino acids)
Biological process (GO): vesicle fusion; vesicle-mediated transport; SNARE complex assembly
Cellular component (GO): SNARE complex; plasma membrane
Molecular function (GO): SNAP receptor activity; syntaxin-1 binding
Source: RefSeq, a predicted model, not a curated record